Aspergillus tanneri is the source of this 906-nucleotide messenger RNA. RefSeq lists its product as uncharacterized. The transcript is spliced from 3 exons. The record is from RefSeq and is a predicted model, not a curated record. NCBI's taxonomy places the organism in Eukaryota, Fungi, Ascomycota, Eurotiomycetes, Eurotiales, Aspergillaceae. Bases 1 to 906 code for a protein of 301 amino acids.
AUGAAAUCUCCACAGCCCGCAACAGUCUACGACGUGGAUGAGGAUGACAAUCCCAUCCUGCAGAGCACAAUAUCCGCAACUCGAAUGACCCCAACAACACCGAAUUCAUCCCCCUACAGUAGUAGAACCAGAAGCAGUCCCCCAACACCCCAGAAAUGCAUCUUUGGCAAGUCCAUUUGCAGAGGUCCGAUCGAGGAGAUGGUGAAGGUCUGCAAGCAGGACCCACACCCCUUCACUAUUUUCACCAGAAGUCCCGAUACGAGUUUGGAACGCAAUGAAAUCCAGGGAUAUCAAUUUAGAAAGGUUUUUUUCAGGGAUGAAAAUGAAAUUUUAAAUCCUGAGGCGAUUUAUGACCGGGGGCGAGAUGUUCGACUGACGGCUUUCAUAUCCAAGAAGGACGAAGGGCACCCAGACCCCAGGAUAUACGUAGAGCAGCGUAUUUAUGAAGGCAGACAAGAGAAGAUCAUGGGCCAUGAACUUGUAUUUGGGGGGAAAAUUCAAUUCGAUGUCGAGUACGUAUUUCCGGCUUGUGGGGACGAAAAGCGUGAUCUGCGCCUUCAAAUCAAAUCACUUGAACAGGAACUCUUCCACAGCUACAUGCGGCACGCAAAAUACUAUGGCUACGAUGUCAUAGACCAUGUCGAGAUUCACGGAGAUCAGAUUGCUCAAGGCCUGACGUAUCCGCUUCAGCAUAAUAAGGUAAAAGUGCCUAAUCAGAUUUGCCUUAAUGCCGAAGAUCUUCAAAUUCUUUUAGAUGCAAAGCGAAACAAGUUGUCGCCGGGUGGUGUUUUAUAUGGCGAAGAGAUAGAGCUCCUUCAGCUACACUUCACCGGCCUCGGAGUGUGUGCGAAGGACGGAUCACAUACGGGGGACCUUUACGUUCGAGUUAUCUACAGAUCAUGCUAG